CCAUCAUAUAAUCCUGGGCACAGAUUUCUUUUCAAGCUCCAUUUUCUACCUGGGGUUGUUUCUUUCUCAAUUCUCCCUUGCUCAAGCCAGCCAGCGUCCUCACCCUGGGGCCCUUUAAACUGGGGCCUGAGCCAUCUCCUUGCAAGGCAGGGGGGACACGACACUCAGCCUGCUCGAUUUCCUGCCUGUCCUCCCCUGCCCUGUGCCGCAGAAUGGCUCUUUCCCUGGCAUUUCCUCUUUGCUCUCUGCCUGCAGCACAUGGCCGGGGCUGCCAUGUGGGUGCUGGCCCUCGCCUAGGCAGCUGGGCAUGACACCAGCGAUUGCCUGGCUUGGGUACUUCAUCACAGAGUUCAGCAGGUCCGACCCCACUGUGCCAUGGCUGCCCCUCUGAGCCGGUUGUCCUACAUUGCCUUCCACGUCCCCGCCGGGACAGGCCUGGUCAGCAACCUGGUGGACAAGUUCCGCUUUCACCUGUUCGCAGCGCGGGUGACGGCGCGCACCCGGCAGCUGGCUCUCCGCAAAGGAGCUGCUGUCUUCCUCGUCAAUGAGAGGCUGGGGGAGGCCCCCCCGGCCCACGCAUUCCCGUCUGACCCCACCCGGCCCGCCCCGGCUCAGCAGCCCCUGCUGGGCCACGGCGACGGGGAAUUCCUCUACGACAUCAGCCCCUCGCGCCCCGUGAGCACGGCCUCCAAUGUGUGCUUCGAGGUGCAGGACGUACCCAGCGUCUCCCGACGCCUCCAGGAGCGGGGCUGCCCCCUGGCGAUCCCACCCACCGACAUAACGGACGACGACGGCUCCGUCACCUACUGCGUGGUGAGAUCUGUCGUGGGGAACGUCAGCCACACCCUGCUGGAUCGCUCCCGCUACCGGGGGGCGUUCCUGCCUGGCUUCCAUGCCGCGGGGGACGUUCCCAAGGGGCCGCAGGACCUGGCUGAGGACACGUACUUCGACCAUAUCACCUAUGCCUGCUCGCGGGGCAGUACCCGGGCCGUGCUGGACUGGUACCAACACUGCUUCGGCUUCCAGCGCUUCGUCGUCAACAGGCAGGAGGACAUGGCCGAGGGCUACCGGAUCCAUGGGCGCGGCGUGGGGCUGCGGCUCACCGCCAUGCAGUACGGGAAGGGCAGCGAGCUCGGGCUGGCUGACGACUGCAAGUUCGUCCUGGCCGAGUCCCUGCCGGAGCCAGGGAAGAACCAGGUGGACGCCUUCCUGGAGCAGCACGGGGGAGCUGGGAUCCAGCACGUUGGGCUCUACACCGCGGACAUCGUCUCCAUGGCCCGGGCCCUGGCGGAGGCCGGUGUGCAGUUCGUCGAGCCCCCACGGGCCUACUACAGUGAGGUGGGCAAAGCGGAGGAGAUCCGGGAGGCUGGGCAGGAUCCCCGGCUCCUGUCCCAGCAUGGCAUCCUGCUGGACGGCGAGCUGGCUGGGGAUGGGGACGGAGGCGGCAGGGGCUCCAGCCCGCGCCAGAGGAGGUACCUGAUGCAAAUCUUCACCAAGCCCAUCUUCCCCGAGGAGACCUUCUUCCUGGAGCUCAUUGAACGUCGGGGGGCCGCAGGAUUUGGGGAGGGCAACAUCCGGGCCCUGUGGAAAUCCGUGCAGGCCUAUCUGGACAAGGAGUAGAGGACCCCCCCCCCACCUGCCUCGCCUUCUCCCCGGUGGGCUGGGUCUCACGGUGGGGCCAUCCUCUCCUGCUGGGGAAUGAUGGGAGGCCAACACUCCCCUGAGUGAUGGGGGCUGGCUGCCUAGGGAGCUGCCCUGACAGGCAAGUGGUGGACCCAGUGCUCCAUCCCCAGGUGAUGGCCCUGCCCUGGUGGGAGGGACGGAGGGAGGGGGCAGACCCAGACCAGCUGUUUGGUCAGAGAGCGGGAGGUUGGAAGCUACUUAAAAGCUCCCUGGGACACACUGUGUGCCUUGAUGGGUGGGAUUCAAGGGGCAGUUCAACUGUUCCCACCCCAGAGACAAACCCUGGCCCCUCCCCCAGCCCCACUUUGCCAACCCUCCCACGGCACGGCUGGAUUGGCUCCUUCUGAUUUCCUGCUCCCUGGGCCAGCUGCUGGAUUUACUGCCAGCGUUCAUCUUGCAGCUUUGGACCCCACAAGCUUUAUGGGUGGAUUUAGGGACCCCUGGGGUGGAAAGUGGCAGCCACAGGGCUAGGGUGGGUGGCAGAGUCAAAUGGGAACGACGGGGUGAAUGGCAGGGAGGGGGCAUCCCUGCGAGCAGAUAUCCCAGCUGGCCUGAGAACUGACUCUGCAUUAAUCUCAGCACUAUUCAUGUUUGUAAGCCUUUGGAUGGGCCAUGGGGCUGAGGGGCGUCUCUCUGAGGAGCUGGCUACUGGAGAUCCCACGUCCUGUCUGCUCCACCCUCUUCCCCUCCAGGGCAGGACAGUUCCCCCUCCCAGCUCACUCACUUUGCACUGAGGCUUC
Messenger RNA from Dermochelys coriacea (leatherback sea turtle), 2423 nucleotides. It is a transcript of the gene HPDL, whose product is annotated as 4-hydroxyphenylpyruvate dioxygenase like. The transcript has 2 exons. Gene Ontology annotation, biological process: aromatic amino acid metabolic process. Gene Ontology annotation, molecular function: 4-hydroxyphenylpyruvate dioxygenase activity. The record is from RefSeq and is a predicted model, not a curated record. The coding region runs from base 376 to 1620 and encodes 414 amino acids. NCBI's taxonomy places the organism in Eukaryota, Metazoa, Chordata, Testudines, Dermochelyidae.